UAUUUCAACACACGUGUAUAUUGUUUUGACAGCGUUAUGAAAGUCCUUGGCGCCUGUGAAUCGCAUUCAUUCUUGGUAAUCUGGAAUGAACAAAUACAGCAUUUUUUUUGCAAACUUGACAUAUCAGUCGGUGAAAUUUAAUAGAAGUUGUUCUGCGGUUUACUCUUUACGAUUUUACCGAACUACUGUAAAAAUUAAGCAUGAGCCCAAAGCCAGGUGGGAGGAAGGUAAUUCCAACAACGGGAACAAAUGGACCACGUUGGAACACAAAGGUCCACUUUUCCCACCAGAAUACGAACCAUUACCAAAUAACGUGUCUUUCUUUUACAAUGGGAACCCUGUAAAACUGACUUUGCCUGCUGAGGAAGUAGCCACGUUUUAUGCCAAGAUGCUGGACCAUGAGUACACAACCAAGAGUUCCUUCCAGGAGAACUUCUUCACCGACUGGAGAGAGGAAAUGUCAGUAGAGGAGAGGGAACAGAUCAAGAAGUUGUCGAAGUGUGAUUUCACACACAUCAACAAGUACUUCCUGGAUAAGUCUGAGGAGAAGAAGGCUAUGACUAAAGAACAGAAACAGGUCCUGAAAGAGGAGAACAACAAGCUGACGGAGGAGUAUGGCUUCUGUGAGCUGGACGGUCACCGGGAGAAGAUUGGGAACUUCCGCGUGGAACCUCCGGGGCUGUUCCGCGGCCGGGGAGAACACCCCAAGAUGGGCAAGCUGAAGAAGAGGAUCCAGCCAGAGGAAAUCACCAUCAACUGCAGCAAAGGCUCCAAUAUUCCGGUGGCCCCAAAGGGCCACAGGUGGAGGAAGGUGCAGCAUGACAACACAGUGACCUGGCUAGCCUCCUGGGUGGAGAACGUCCAGGGAAACUUCAAGUACGUCAUGCUCAACCCCAGCUCCAAACUCAAGGGGGAGAAGGACUGGCAGAAGUACGAGGUGGCUCGUAAACUCAAGCUUAAGGUGGAGACCAUCAGGAGGCUGUACCGUGAGGACUGGAAGAACCGAGAGAUGAAGACCAGACAGAGAGGAGUGGCUCUCUACUUCAUCGACAAGCUGGCCCUGCGAGCGGGGAAUGAGAAGGAGGAGAGUGAGACAGCGGACACGGUGGGCUGCUGCUCUCUGAGAGUGGAACACAUCACCCUGCACCAGGAGAAGGGGGGCCAGGAGUUCAUGGUGGAGUUUGACUUCCUGGGCAAAGACUCUAUUCGCUAUUAUAACGAGGUGCCUGUGGAAGGCAGGGUUUUCAAGAACCUGAAGCUGUUCAUGGAAAACAAGGAGCCUGAGGAUGACCUGUUUGAUAGAAUAAAUACUACCUACUUGAACAAGCACUUGAACCAGUCCAUGCCGGGGUUGACAGCUAAAGUGUUCCGAACCUUCAACGCCUCCACCACCCUGCAAGAACAGCUCAACAAGCUCACCACGGCUGAUAUGAGUCUGGAGGAGAAGCUGCUGUCCUAUAACCGAGCCAACAGAGCUGUGGCCAUUCUCUGUAACCACCAGAGGGCAGCACCCAAGACAUUUGAGAAAUCCAUGCAAAACUUGCAGGACAAGGUUGCGCAGAAGCAGCAACAGUUAGAUGUGGCCAGGAAGGAGCUGAAAGAUGCCAAAAAAGAGCACAAGAGGGGCGGAACUGAGAGGACCAGGAAGCUUGUUGAGAAGGAGGAGGCUGUGGUGAAGAGGCUGGAGGAACAGCUGAAGAAACUCCAGCUGCAGAUGACUGACAGGGAGGAGAACAAGGUCAUCGCACUGGGCACAUCCAAACUCAACUACCUGGACCCCAGGAUAUCAGUGGCCUGGUGUAGGAAAUUCAAUGUGCCAAUCGAGAAGAUUUACAACAAAACCCAAAGAGACAAGUUUGCAUGGGCUAUUGAUAUGACUGAAGAAGAUUUUCAGUUUUGAGCUGUGUCACCCUGUCAGCAAGACAGAUUUAGCAUUAUUUCAUUUCCUCUGUUACUUAUUUUUAUGUUCCCUUUAUAAUUUCAACUACUUAGGUCUUUAUUUGUUGUUGGUUACGAGGAGUGUUUGUUUUCUGACUUGACAACGCGCACAUCGGUGAGAAUUAAUCAGUUAUAAUAGACAGUUAUAAUAGAAAUUUUGUGUUUAAGUUUCCUUUGUUAACAAUUGUAAAUGUGUGAAAUAAAAAACCUUUUCAUUGA
Molecule: messenger RNA, 2157 nt
Organism: Oncorhynchus masou masou (cherry salmon)
Lineage: Eukaryota; Metazoa; Chordata; Actinopteri; Salmoniformes; Salmonidae
Product: DNA topoisomerase I, mitochondrial-like
Exons: 14
Coding region: 86-1900 (604 amino acids)
Biological process (GO): DNA topological change; DNA replication; chromosome segregation
Cellular component (GO): chromosome; nucleolus
Molecular function (GO): DNA binding; DNA topoisomerase type I (single strand cut, ATP-independent) activity
Source: RefSeq, a predicted model, not a curated record